AUGCUCUGUUUCUCGACGUCGCCUCUCCUUAUCGCGAAGCGAAGAGCGAACAACGAAGUGGUGAAGCGGCGAGGAAGGGAUUCCUCUUUGUCAAAGACUGGAACCCUCCAACAUAGUGCAAGGAAUUUGAUGGCGGCGGCCGGCGACGGAUUUGAUGGCGGUCAGAGGUCCUCACGAGGCCGCUGGCGUCGAGGACAAUGA
Messenger RNA from Linum trigynum, 201 nucleotides. The record is from the annotation of a GenBank genome assembly. Lineage: Eukaryota; Viridiplantae; Streptophyta; Magnoliopsida; Malpighiales; Linaceae.